This is a messenger RNA of Schistocerca americana (American grasshopper), 4399 nucleotides long. RefSeq names its product phospholipid scramblase 1 (gene scramb1). NCBI's taxonomy places the organism in Eukaryota, Metazoa, Arthropoda, Insecta, Orthoptera, Acrididae. The transcript is spliced from 9 exons. Gene Ontology annotation, cellular component: plasma membrane. Gene Ontology annotation, biological process: plasma membrane phospholipid scrambling. Gene Ontology annotation, molecular function: phospholipid scramblase activity. Bases 105 to 1148 code for a protein of 347 amino acids. The record is from RefSeq and is a predicted model, not a curated record.
GACGUAUUGUCACGUGACCGUGUACAGUGCGGAUUGCAUCAUCAUAAUAAGCAGAAAGAUACGGAGGUGUCUGCAAUUUGUUUGUAAAGGAGCAGGAAGGAGACAUGUCAUAUCAACCUAGUGGACAACCUGGUUAUCCACCACCAUACUCUGCACAGCCAGGUUACCCUCCAUCAGGUCAACCUGGGUUUCAGCCUCCCGGUGGCUACCAACCUCCACCAGGUGGGUACCAGCCGGGUCCUGGUGGAUAUCAACCUGGCGGAUAUCAACCUGGCGGAUAUCAGCCUGGGGGAUACCAGCCUAGUCCUGGUGGGUACCAACCCCAGGGGUAUCAGCCUCCAAUGGGGUACCCUCAGCCCACAGGGUACCCUUCUCCAGGACAACCCUACAGCCAGCCAAUUGCACAACAACCAGUCAGUGGCGGUGGAGCACCAGGCGACUGGAUGAAUAUGCCACAAGGCAAUCCCAAUGUACCGCCAGGCCUCGAGUACCUUACACUAAUUGACCAGUUGCUUGUGCAUCAAAAAGUUGAACUACUGGAAGCAUUGACUGGAUUUGAGACAAAAAACAAGUUCACUAUAAAGAACAGUGCUGGCCAGAAAGUAUAUUAUGCUGUGGAGGAUUCCGAUUGCCUGACUCGCAAUUGUUGUGGUCCUCUGAGGCCAUUUGAUAUGAAGAUACUGGAUAAUUUUAGAAAUGAAGUGAUUCAUUUGAAUCGUCCUUUGGCAUGUGAUACAUGUUGGUUUCCAUGCUGUCUUCAAAGCAUGGAAGUAUCAUCACCUCCAGGAACUACUGUUGGAUAUAUUCAGCAAGAAUGGAGCAUUCUGUCACCUCAGUUUAGCAUAAAGAAUGCAGCUGGUGAUGUUGUGCUGAGGAUUGAAGGCCCAAUUUGCACAUACAGUAUUUGUGGUGAUGUAGAAUUUAAGAUUCUAUCCAAGGAUGGCAGCUCACAAGUAGGAAAAAUAUCGAAACAAUGGUCAGGUCUUUUGAGAGAGGCAUUCACAGAUGCUGAUUACUUUGGAAUUACAUUUCCAAUGGAUCUUGAUGUGAAAAUGAAGGCUGUGAUGUUGGGAGCAUGCUUUUUGAUUGAUGUAAUGUUCUUUGAGAAGAGUGGUAAUAAGGAAACUGAUCGCCCUGGAAUGUUUUAGUCGUUAUAAUGAAGACUUUGAUGUUUCUAGAGAGUUUCUCAAGUUGAAGGAUUACAUGUUCUUUGAAAAAUCUGGCAAUGCUGAACAAGAUGGCAUUGGAAUGUUUUAAAGUAUGCACCAUAUUAUAUUGUUUACUAAAGCUAACAGAAUGUUUAACAUGAAGUAAGGAAUAUUGUAUUCAUACUUACCCAGUAACACAUUCGUUUGACAUCACAACAGUUUCCUCAUCAGCUUUCAAUAUUUGUGUCAGGGAGUUUGUUAAUGUUGGAGUAAGUUCAGUGACAUCUAUAAAUAUAUCAUUCAGCCAUAGCACUUGUUGAGAAAUAAAUGACAUUGAUGUACAGUGAAUUUACUCGAACAGGUGAUCAUUUUUGUAGUGCGUGAAAUGUUUUAUGUGUGGAGAGUGACACCUGUCCCCAAAACAACAGAAAUUAUAUGUAUAACCUCUUUUCUGUGUCUUGAUUGUGGUGUUGUAGAUACAUCCCUGAUCCUUCAAAUGCAAUCCAUGCUGUGAAUGGAUGCAAGUUUAUCUAUACCCUGUCUUGAUUGUGGUGUUGUAGAUACACCCCUGAUCCUUCAAAUGCAAUCCAUGCUGUGAAUGGAUGCAAGUUUAUCUAUACCAAAGAUAUUGGAACUGAAUAUGUAUUUACACUAUCUGUGAUUCACCACAUUCUCAGUAGGAGACAGAUUUGCUGUUUUAAGCUCAACAAAAUACUUGCAUAAUUCUUGAAAUUUACUUUGUAUAAAUGCAUGCAACACAGGAUAUUUGUCCUGAUACAGGAUGUACUGUAAUAUUGUCACUACAGGUAUAUUUCUUGGUAUUGCUUUAAUAUCAGUACCUAAGAGACCCAUAGUUUUAAUAUGUGGAGCAGCACCAUAAGUUUUGAAGCAUGUAUGAUUUAAGGAAGUGAAUUUUGAGAAGGAUCCAUUGCACUGAGUGUUGAUCUAUCCCACUGAAACAUGAAAUCAAUACCUUUAUGGAAGUUUAUCACAACUAAUAGAAGUUCAAUGCUGCUGAUCACUUAUCUGCUGCAGCAUGAAACAAGCAUUUAUUUAAACAUGUCCAAACAGUUUGUGAAUGCUAAAUAACAAAAGCAAAAAAUUGCAAUUCUGAAUAUCUUUUCCUGACUGCAGUGAAAGCUGGUUUGUAUAUAUUAUUUUGUAGAUUGCUCAUAUAACCUAUCCUGGUAGUUCAAUAAAAAAUGAAGUGCAUUUGAAGUGUGUUUCUGAUUGUUUCAUUCAAUUUGAAGACAAAUGUUUUAGAAAUAAGAAAAUAUUGUAUAUUUGGAGAUGUUACUAGAGUACUGCUAAUAAUGUUAUGCAAGUUGUGGGUUCCGCUUGUAGUACUGGAAUACAAAUUUCCCUUUCUUAUAAUGUUUGUCUUCAGUCAGAUAGUACUGAUAGUUUUAUUGGUUGAGAGUCACUGAUUGAAAUAUAUUAUAUUAAAUUUUCCUUUAUGUUAUCCUUGCAUUACAAAUUUUAUUUCACAUAUUUAAAUCAUAAAAUCAUUAUUUUUUUCUUAAUAUUUCAAUGUAGAAGUAAUUAGAGAGUUUACAAAUAUAUAUUUGGUGUCAUAGAAACCCUAUGUUAUUUUUUGGAGACUUUAGGAAUUGUGUAUAACAAUAAUGUUGUAGUUAAUACCUUAAACUUUUAAAGCUUUAUCUCAUGGUCAGUAAAAAUUUAGUGCAUCCUGUUGCUGAUUUUGGUUUGUUGCAUUACCUAGACUGAAAUUUCAUGGAAUCUGCAUAUUAAGUAAUGAUAAAUAUGAGUGUACUUCCACACUUCUUCAAAAAUUUGUUGUUGUUUCAAAACACAAAAGGAAAUAUGAAACAUUAGGUGUUCCUGCUUGUACUUUAAGUUGAAAUUAUAUUUAAAUCAUUAUUGGUACAUAAUUGCAAAAUAGGUGCUUUUUACAGAAAAUAAAUAUAUGUGAGAAAUGUUGAUGUACUAAUGUAUGAGCUUGGUUUUAUACAAACAUAAUGACCUAUUUAUCUGUAGAGUUUAUGCAGUGUAACUGGAAAAACAGUGUUGUUUCCUGCCAUAUGACACAGAAGUUUUACCUAUCAUUAGUCCAGGUAGUUUCUGGUGACAUUGUCUUCUCUAUAUGUUUUCCACAUGGACAGUUAAAGCUGGUACUAAUAUGUGGCACUUUUGUGCAAUUUGAAAAAAAAAGUAUUUUAUAUAAAUGUAACACAACUUAUAAGCAAAGCAUACUUGUGAUUCUUAAUGACUGUAAAGUGAUGAGCUUUGAGCAGGAAGCUUUUGCUCUAAUCCAAAUAGGGGUUAGAGUAACAAAAAUGAACAACAGUUUGUCAGAGUGCAAGCUAGCCUACGUGAAACUGGAACCUAUACACAUAUUAUUCAAAUUAAGCACAGUGAAUGUUGUUUGUAGAUUAUGAUUAUAUUUAUCCAAUUAGUGUCUUUAUUCUUCCAUUGACUGUGUAUGAGUAGCUUUGGAUGAAGCCAACAAAAUGGAAAAAAUGUACUCCAAUGGAACACUUAAUUUCCUAUAUGGUACUAUGUUUUUUGUGCCACAGAAUAUGGCUGUGUUUGUUGUUGUUAGUACUUGCUUCUCAUUUUAGGCAACUAAUAAUUAAUAUAAUAUUUUUGGUUAUAUACGGAACCACAGUAGUCUCCUUAUGUUAUAUGUGGACAACCCUUUAUUAUAUAGUUAGACAGAAUCUGCUAGUUUUCAAAAGUGUACCCCACAAUAAUAUUCUGUUACUUUAUGGAUAUGCUGUCUUUAACAGCAGGGUCAAAUGGACAUUUAAUAUGGAAUGCCAUACUGUGUUAGCUCUACAACAGAUACAUUUCCAUUUGAAGUUCUUAUUAACCAAAGGCAGCACAGGCCUUAUAUUUGGCAAGUGUUGUUUGCACAAACUUUUUUAUUGAAGUUGUAUGUGUUGUUUUUGCUGGUCUUUAUAUAAUAAUUUUUUUUCCACAUAUGAACCAAAAACUAUGCUUAAUACAACGACAACAGAGGCAGUUGCUGAUUUUAAUGUGUGCUUCUUUUGUUUCACUCGACACAACAAAUGAUGUUAUGCAAAUCAGUUCAACGAGUAAAUAAUUGUUAAGUCAAUUACUAUGAGACUUUGCAUUCGUGUUAACUAUUAAAGUGUGUCCAAAUUUACUUAUGAAAAAAAAAACUUUUGUAUAUAAAGGUUUUGGUACAUAGUAGUGUUUAUAAAUUUUUGUCACAAUUAUAUAUUGAACUUUUUGUGUUGUAAUAAUGAACUAACUGUUGAAACUGU